AUGUCUGACGAGCACCAUGACUUCGAGCACGAGGGCCACGCCGACGCUGGCGCCUCUCUCACCUUCCCCAUGCAGUGCUCGGCUCUGCGGAAGAACGGCUUUGUCGUGAUCAAGGGCCGCCCUUGCAAGAUCGUCGACAUGUCCACCUCCAAGACCGGCAAGCACGGUCACGCUAAGGUCCAUCUCGUUGCCCUGGACAUCUUCACAGGCAAGAAGCUUGAGGAUCUCUGCCCGUCCACCCACAACAUGGAUGUGCCCGUUGUCAAGCGCAACGAAUACCAGCUCAUCGAUAUCACCGAUGACAACUACCUCAGUCUGAUGCUCUCUGACGGCAGCACCAAGGACGACGUCCGCCUGCCUGAGGGUGAGCUUGGCCAGAAGAUCAAGGCCGCCUUCGAUGAGGGCAAGGAUCUCCUUGUCACCGUCCAGGCUGCUAUGGGCGAGGAGGCCGCCAUUGAUUUCAAGGAGAACACCUCGAAAUAA
This is a messenger RNA of Thermochaetoides thermophila DSM 1495, 483 nucleotides long. RefSeq names its product eukaryotic translation initiation factor 5A-like protein. The record is from RefSeq and is a predicted model, not a curated record. Gene Ontology annotation, molecular function: RNA binding; translation elongation factor activity; ribosome binding. Gene Ontology annotation, biological process: positive regulation of translational termination; positive regulation of translational elongation. NCBI's taxonomy places the organism in Eukaryota, Fungi, Ascomycota, Sordariomycetes, Sordariales, Chaetomiaceae. The coding region runs from base 1 to 483 and encodes 160 amino acids. The transcript is spliced from 4 exons.